CUUCGGCAGAGAACUGACGCUGGGAUCCGGCGGAAGGGCAGGCGGGGGCCUUUCCCUGCGGCCGAGCGUCGCGCGCUGGUGUCGAUGCUGUGACUGCUGCUGCGCCAGGGAGGGCAGGAGCCCGGGGAGGAGGCGGGUGUGGGUUCUCUGGCCGCGGGCUUCUGCGUCACGCCGCCAGAAGCCCGCAGGAGUUCGCGGCGGCAGGAUCACUCCUCCUCCUACCAGAGCUGUGGCUCUCCCUUGUCUCCCCACAAGUACAUCAGCCAGUGCAGCUAAGCUGGCAUGUUGAAGAAAGGUUUCUUUGCAAGAUGACAGAAUGACUGGCAUAGAGAAUGAAACUGUAAGAGGCAAAGCCAUGGAAGAGGAAAGCACUGAACAGAAAAAGGAACGAGAGAAAAAGAAAAGGUCCAGGGUUAAGCAGGUGCUGUCAGAUAUUGCAAAACAAGUAGAUUUCUGGUUUGGAGAUGUCAACCUUCACAAAGACAAAUUUCUCCGAGAACAAAUAGAGAAAUCUAGAGAUGGAUAUGUUGACAUAUCACUUCUUGUAUCAUUCAACAAAAUGAAAAAAUUGACGACUGAUGGGAAAUUGAUAGCCCGAGCAGUUAAAAGCUCAUCUGUUGUGGAACUGGAUUUAGAGGGAACUAGAAUCAGAAGACGUCAGCCACUGGGUGAGCAACCAAAAGAUGUGGAUAGUCGUACUGUAUAUGUGGAGCUGCUUCCCAAAAAUGUCAACCACAGUUGGAUUGAGCGGGUAUUUGGGAAAUGUGGUAAUGUAGUUUAUGUCAGUAUCCCACGUUAUAAGUCCACUGGAGACCCAAAGGGAUUUGCAUUUGUUGAAUUUGAAACAAGAGAGCAAGCAGACAAAGCUAUUGAGUUUUUGAAUAAUCCACCAGAAGAAGCACCAAGAAAACCUGGGAUGUUCCCCAGAACAGUAAAAAAUAAGCCUGUUCCUGCGCUGAAUACAAGUGACUGCAGUGUAGUGGAAGAGAAGAAGAAGAAGAAGAAGAAAAAAUCCAAAAUGAAGAAAGAGAGCAGUGUACAGUCAGCUGCAGAAAUGAAAGAAUCAAACAUGGACACUACUGCAGAUCAAAUAAGCAAGUCAAAGAGACACAGAACAACAUCUGAGUGCUUGGAAAUGGAAGUAUCUGGAGUCCAUAGGCAAUCUUCUAAGAAAGAGAGAAAAAAAUGGGAUAGAACAGAAAGCCCAGAAUUAACUGAGGAAAGUAGGCUAGGGAAGAGAAAAAGAAGCAACUCUGGAGAUGUAGAGGCAUUAGGUGCAAAAGUCAAGAAAACUGCUCAAAAAGAUGAUGUUCAUUCUGCAAAAGAAGAAACGACAGAAGCUCAAAAGGAUUCCAAAGAAGUUACUACAGAAGAGGAGAAAGAUGGUGAUAAGAAAGAUACAUCCCUUUCAAAAUCAAAAAGGAAGCAUAAGAAAAAGCACAAAGAAAGGCACAAGAUGGGAGAGGAGGUCAUUCCAUUGAGAGUACUCUCAAAGAGUGAAUGGAUGGAUCUGAAGCAAGAAUAUUUGGCCCUUCAAAAAGCCAGCAUGGCUUCCUUAAAGAAAACAAUGUCCCAAAUCAAAUCUGAGUGUGUGGAGAAGAUGGAAACAGAUAGUGGUGUACAAAAGCGUCCUCAAACAAAAAAUGUCAAAUCCACCAGUGAAGAUUCUGGUCCCCCUGAGAAAGCUAACACAAUGGGACCACAGUUUGUGAAUGGAGUAAUUGUGAAGAUCAUUAGCACCGAACCCCUACCAGGCAGGAAACACAUCAAGGAUGCUCUGGCAAUGAUAGCUAAUGUUGCUUAUGUUGACAUGCUGGAAGGAGAUACAGAGUGUCAUGUUCGGUUUAAAACUCCUGAAGAUGCACAGGUUGUAGUGAAAGCACAUAAAGAAAUUCAGAUUAAAAACAACUGGAAACUAGAGGUUCUAACUGGUGAUCAUGAACAGCGGUACUGGCAGAAAAUUUUGGUGGACAGACAAGCUAAACUUAACCAACCUAGAGAAAAGAAGCGAGGCACAGAGAAGAUUCCAAGUUGUCCCAGUGUCUUCAUGCUGAUUGCCAAAGCUGAAAGAAUGAGACUUGCAAAGACACAAGAGACAAGUAAACACAUCCGCUUCUCUGAAGAUGACUGACCCAAAAUUGAUUUUAUUCUAUAAAAGGAUAUUUAAAAUAGUCACUGGAUAUUUUAACUAAACCAUAAACUGUUCUUAUGAAGAAGUCAAAAACAGUCCAUUUGCUUCAUAAUUCUUCAGUGUGCAAUUUUAUUCCAAAUCCCAUUUUUAAAUAUGCUGAGUGUUUGCUGCUCCUGAGCCUGUAGGUAAAGCUUUCUGGGAAAAUGUAUCGAACAAGGUCUUGCUUUGUUUUACAUUUAGUUUUUACUUCUGAUGAAUUUUUGUAUAUUGCAGUUUUAUAAACUGAAUUACAGAAAAGACCAAAUAAAACGUUUUAGAAAUUGA
Messenger RNA from Caretta caretta (loggerhead turtle), 2455 nucleotides. The record is from RefSeq and is a predicted model, not a curated record. NCBI's taxonomy places the organism in Eukaryota, Metazoa, Chordata, Testudines, Cheloniidae.